CUGUCAAGCUAAAAACAGCUGAAGAACGCGUCUCUGCGCCACCCUGUUGCGCUCUUGCGAACGCGUCUAGCGUGAACGCCCCCGGAGAGAGAUGCGUUUGUGUGGUCGCUGCCAUGUUCACUCUAGUGCACUUGUUACGCGGAUGUUGAGGAAGUGGUGGUUAGUGGCACUUGGAUGAGUAUCAUCCGCUCUUGAUUUUGCACCGUGAGAAAACGAGUCAAAUGCCGCGCUGCUAUGGACGCGAUCGGCGUAUCGCACACGGAUCCGCUCGAUGACUAUGAGCUGAUACACCGCAUAGGCAGCGGGACAUAUGGAGAUGUGUUUAAGGCCCGUAGCAUUAAGACUUCAGUCAUCGCAGCUAUUAAAGUGGUCAAACUGGACCAUGGUGAUGACAUUUCAAGCAUUCAACAUGAGAUAACCAUGAUGAAAGAUUGCACUCACAAAAACAUUGUGGCCUAUUUCGGUAGCUACCUCAGAAAUAACAAGUUAUGGAUCUGCAUGGAAUUCUGUGGAGGAGGAUCAUUGCAGGAUAUUUACCAUGUCACUGGUCCUCUGAAAGAGAGACAAAUAGCUUAUGUGAGCAGAGAAACACUUCAGGGUCUACAUCAUCUCCAUCAAGCGGGAAAAAUGCAUAGAGACAUAAAAGGUGCCAACAUCCUCUUGACAGAGCGAGGAGAUGUCAAACUAGGUCAGUCUGGGUUUACCCCUGUCUCAGGCCCUCACAUAUGGCUUUCUCUCAGGAUGGCCCCAGAGGUUGCAGCAGUGGAAAGGAAAGGAGGUUAUAACCAGCUGUGUGACAUCUGGGCUGUGGGUAUCACAGCUAUUGAACUAGCAGAGCUGCAGCCGCCCAUGUUUGACCUACACCCUAUGAGAGCUUUGAUGCUGAUGUCCAAGAGCAGUUUCCAGCCUCCCAAACUCAAAGACAAGAACAAAUGGUCCACAGAAUUUCACAACUUCAUUAAAAUGGCUCUCACAAAGAGCCCUCGGAAAAGGCCGACAGCAGAAAAAAUCCUACAGCACGCUUUUGUCACGCAGCUCCUCACACGUAACCUUGUUAUAGAGCUGCUGGACGCCGUCAGUAACCCUGAUCUGCAACAGACACACACUAUGGAUGAGAGUGACCUGGAGACGUGUAGCGUCCUACCUGAUAAGAUUCAUUCCCUAGCGAAACUUCCCGUUCAGAGAACUCGGUCUGAAGAGCAAUUUGAUCACGUGAAGUUUGGACCACCCAUGAGAAAGGAGACGGAUCCCUGUCCCGAUCUGGGGGCGUAUGAUGACUGGAGCUCUAUCAGUGCGGACAAGGACUCACCGAGUUUGUUAGAGUGUGUGGAAGAGGCCUUGAUGGAAAGGAGUUUGACUAUAAAGAGAGGCUCUUCAGCUGAGCACUCACUGGAUGAAGAGAAUAAAUAUGGGACGGUGAAGAGAGUGGUCUCUUCUCCCCAAUCAACAACAGUCAACAAUCAAGAGAGAAAAGCUCCCACUCCCUGUUCCCUCUCCACGCCUCUGAAGGGCCCCAUCCCUGACUCUAACCCCGCCCUAAUCAGUGAAUCCGCUUUGCUGAUUGGUUCAACGCUGUCUGACCUGUCACUCCUCGCAAACUCCUCCUUCCUCAGUCAUUCCACCAGUCUAGAUUCCCUUUGUUCAACACCAACUGAAGGUUUGAAAGCAGAGAGCUCUGUCGCUCCAGACCCAGGAGGAACCAGGAGUCAUUUUCCCCCACAUGACCCCCCUCUCUCUCCAGAAUGGAGCACACUCAGGAGGAAACCAGACGACUUGAAAGUUGUCCAUGGACUAUUGCUUCCUCAGAGAUGCAGUUGGUUGUACGUGAUGAACAAUGUCCUUAUGUCCAUCUCAGGAAAGUCAUCACAGUUGACUUCUCAUAGUCUGCCGGCCCUCUUUGAGUACCGCAGGAAUAUGCAGCGUAGACAGGGGCAUCUGGUGAUGAACGCACACCGCUUGAGCACAAAGAUAAGCGCAAGGAAGUAUGCCAUGUCAGUAAAGAUCCCAGACACCAAGGGCUGUAGAAGAUGCAGUGUGGUUCGAAACCCCUACACUGACAGCAUUUUCCUUUGUGCCGUUGUUCCCACUGGUUUGGUCCUUCUAAUGUGGUAUGAACCUCUGCAGAAGUUCAUGCAGCUCAAGCACAUUGCUCUGAAUCUGCCAGAGUCUCUGCCCAUCUUUGAGCUGCUCGUAAAGGAAACAGAGGAGCUGCCACAGGUCUGUGUGGGGGUGAGAAGCCAUCCCCGCCAAAAAGACAACACUGGACAGAUGCACUUUGACAUCAUCCACCUGGAUGACACACCACAAAGUCUGCCAGAUGGUGAGUCUUUGGAGGCCAAACAAGUGAUUCAGCUCGACAGGGACACAGUUCUCAUCGCACUGAAAAACACAGUGAGAGUUGUGAAUCUUCAGGGAUGUCUGAGUCAUCAGAAGACCUCUGAACUUGCUUUUGAGUUUCCCAUUCAGACGCUGGUGUGUCUACAGGACAGUGUUCUUGUCUUCUGGAAACAUGGUCUGAAAGGAAGGAGUUUACAAACUAAUGAGGUUACCCAGGAGAUCACUGACAGAAGUCGAGUUUUUCAGGUUUUGGGAACAACUAGGGAUAUUAUCUUGCAAAGUACUCCUACGGAUGAUCCGUCUGCCAUGAGCAACCUGUACAUCCUCACGGGGCAUGAAAGCAGCUACUGAUGGGACGGAGACACUGAGAAUGUUGAGCAAGAGCUGGAAACACUACAAAGGUUGAUAGUCCUCCCUUCCCUACUGAGAGGGUAGAGUCAUCAGGCCCAAAAAGCUCCAGGAACAGAGGAAAACAUGAUGAAGUCACGUACACAGGUCUCCAGAGCCUUUGAGGACAGGAGGCAGAAUUGGAGCUGAUGUGGAGGCACAAGGAUCAACCAUGAGAGAAAGUGACCUGUGGACCUGUAUACUAUGUUUGAAACAACUUGUGAAACAGGCUGCUAUGGGUCACUGACUAAACUAAUGAGAUGUUCUAUUUAAUACUAGACAGUCUGUUGUAUUCCUUGUUUCAGGAAAUAUCGUAUUAUAUCAACAUGUUUUGGUGCAGUGGUUCAGAAUUAUCUUCCAUUGACCAGUAAAUUAGUUGAUAGAAUGUUGUCAACCAUUGUACUGUAAAACCCACAAAAACCAAAACUGUGAAAUAAAUUAAAUAAAUGUAAACGACAAGGAUAAUUUGAUGAAUA
Messenger RNA from Sinocyclocheilus anshuiensis, 3200 nucleotides. RefSeq names its product mitogen-activated protein kinase kinase kinase kinase 2-like. NCBI's taxonomy places the organism in Eukaryota, Metazoa, Chordata, Actinopteri, Cypriniformes, Cyprinidae. Gene Ontology annotation, cellular component: cytoplasm. Gene Ontology annotation, molecular function: ATP binding; MAP kinase kinase kinase kinase activity. The transcript has 29 exons. Bases 235 to 2688 code for a protein of 817 amino acids. The record is from RefSeq and is a predicted model, not a curated record. Gene Ontology annotation, biological process: protein phosphorylation; intracellular signal transduction.